AUGAUCUAUCAAGAGACAGAAACAACCUCUAAUCGAUCCGUUAGACCUAAAGACUGGGAAUCAAUUACACCCAAAUGGAUUAAAGACUUGCCUAUCGAUAGACUGCAGCAACUUGCUGCCAGCAAGCUAACAUGUGCAGUUGAAUAUUUAAUAGCAGAAUUAAUGAUAAAAGGUUCAGAGACAGACCCAGACGAGACGAUGGAAAUGGUCGCUAAUAACUUUCUUCAAAACCACGAGAAUUGGGACGGCAAUCACGACAAACAUAUUGAAGGUCUUGGUCUAUUACAGUAUUCAAAAGAAGAGGAAAUUGACGAUUGGAUCAAACGAGCUAGUCACCCUCUUUUCAAGUCAUGGAUGUAUAGGGCAGUUCCAAAGAGAACGUACAAUCGUUGGACAAUAGAUACUUGUAUUAUUAUAGAUUAUAGUUCAUAUAAAUAUCAUGAAUGA
Cavenderia fasciculata is the source of this 447-nucleotide messenger RNA. RefSeq lists its product as uncharacterized. Lineage: Eukaryota; Evosea; Eumycetozoa; Acytosteliales; Cavenderiaceae. Bases 1 to 447 code for a protein of 148 amino acids. The transcript is spliced from 3 exons. The record is from RefSeq and is a predicted model, not a curated record.